CUUUCACAUUUUACAUAAUGUAAUUGUGGACAGUCAGAGCAAAAUGCUGGCUUUUCUCCUCAUUUUGGCUUUUCGUGAAAUCAUUCUUGGUGCAGAAGAACAUGCAUACCAGCAGUUCAUUGAGUGCGCUUUCGACAGUCAAGGGCAAGUAGACCAUACAUGGAGCUAUGGGUAUGAUGGGAAAGACAUCAUGCAUGUGGAUUUGGUGAAGAAAGCUGUGGUUGCUACCAGUGAACCUGGUAAAAUGUUAGAAGAAGAGAGAAAACAUGUGGAAUACAUUAAGAAGAAAGAAGAAAGACUAAAGAUGGUGUGCUCUGCUGUGAAAACUGUCUUCUUAAAGUCCAACAAUUCUCUAUCUAGGGCAGCAAAACCAGCAGUGGUUUUAUCUGCUGGAGGAGAACAGGAUCAGAAAUAUCUUAAAUGUGUUGUGCAUGGCUUCUAUCCGAAUGUCAUCCGAGUGCGUUGGACCCGAAAAGGAAGGCCGGUCUAUUUUGGUGUAUCAAGUACUGGAAUACUCCCGCACAGAGAUGGCACGUUUCAGAUGACCUCCUAUCUUAGCCUUAUUAAGAUGAGUGCUCACGAUGUUACCUGUGAGACUCAACACUUAAGCCUGGAUGGGAUAUUGAGAAAAACCUAUGAGGAGAAAUCACAAAUCACAGAACAUGUACUUUGGGCAAUGGCUGCCUUUUUUCUCGGAUUUACAUUGCCGGUGUUUCCAACUUUAGUGAUAUUGAUAAUGACAAAACCACCUGAAGACACAAGUGACAGAUCAGAAGCAUCUUUAUCUUUGAAUUCAAUGAAUAUGUCUCAGGAAACAUAAAAUAUAUAAGGCUAGUGUGACUCCAAACGAAAUAUUAGGCCUAUUUAUUAUUAUUUUGGCCACAGAAGAUAUGCUUUAUUUUCUAAUUCUAUACAAUUGAAUCACAAGCAUAGUGUACACAUCAUUUCUGUAUCUAUAAGCAAUGAAAGUUUAUGCUAGAGAUUUGCUACUAUGUUGUGAUGCUUGAGAUUGUUGAUUUCUUUUUAAAAAGUACUUCACAAUAUUGUAAUUAGCUAUGGAAGCUUGCAGUCAUUCAUUUACACACAAUAGACCGGUUAUUUAUGGCAAAUGCUGCAUAUAGUACUUUGGUAUUGCUAUAGGAAUGUAAGUUAUACCUUAAAUCUUUUAAGCCUUUGUCAUGUUUUUUUCUAAGCCUUUUUAACUCCGAUCUUAUGAUUUGCACCUCAUACCGUCGUAUUAAAUAUUAGUCUUUAAA
Molecule: messenger RNA, 1256 nt
Organism: Pimephales promelas (fathead minnow)
Lineage: Eukaryota; Metazoa; Chordata; Actinopteri; Cypriniformes; Leuciscidae
Product: H-2 class II histocompatibility antigen, E-D alpha chain
Source: RefSeq, a predicted model, not a curated record